UGCACAUUUCUCUCUCUCUCUCUCUCUCUCUCUCUCUCUCUCUCAUGUUUGGCUGCCCAGAAAGUUUACCGCAAAAGGAAACUCCUCUUCAAGUUUAAGCCGCACCAAACACACUUUGUGUUUGUUUUUUUGUUUGUUUUAAGUAACCAAUGAUAUCACCAUUUUUAUAAAUGAAAAUGUUGAUCGAAAUUCUAAAUAAUUCGACCAAAAAAAAAAAAUUUCUAAAUAAUCAUUUUCAUCUUUAAUUCACCUACCGGCUUUUAUAUUCAUCAAUCAUCAGUAACUUGCGUUGUUGAGUGAAGAUUAACGAGUACCCUCGUUUCUUUGUUCUGGCUGGAAUCGGAGCUUGUUUAUUAGACCUGGAUCCAAUGGACCUGAAGGCAAAUCGUGGUCCUCUCCUCAGUGAUACAGCAACCUUAACAAGGUCAAGGUCAAGGCUAGGUGUGACUUCCACUCAGUUAGCUUGCUCUCCUCCAGCAGGGGCCACAACCUUUUUGCACGGUUCAUCGAUAGCAAUUCCGAGGAAGAAAACAGGAGUUCUUGAUGACGUUCGUUCUAACGGUUGGCUGGAUUCCAUGAAAUCAUCUUCUCCAACUCACAAGAAAAUAUCUAAGGAUGUUAGCAAUGGAAUCGCAUCAUCCGAUGCCGAUGCUGCUUAUUUUACUUGGCUGCUAAAGUAUCCAUCAGCACUUGCAUCUUUUGAGCAAAUUAUUAACUGUGCGAAAGGCAAGAGAAUAGCAUUGUUUCUGGAUUAUGAUGGGACUCUUUCACCAAUUGUGGACAAUCCUGACUCUGCAUUCAUGUCUGACAGUAUGCGUGCUGCUGUUAAAAAUGUGGCAGAAUAUUUUCCGACAGCAAUAAUUAGUGGAAGAAGCCGUGAAAAGGUGUAUGAUUUUGUUGGAGUAACAGAACUCUAUUAUGCCGGUAGUCAUGGAAUGGACAUUCUUGGUCCUCUAAGACAAUCUGUAUCUGAUAAUCACCCUAACUGCAAUAGGACUACUAACAAGCAGGGUAAAGAAGUUAAUUUAUUCCAACCUGCUGCUGAAUUCAUACCCAUGAUUGAUGAGGUACGUGGCUUGCUCCUUGAGUGUACAAAAGACAUCAAAGGAGCAAAAGUUGAGAACAACAAAUUUUGUGUCUCUGUGCAUUACCGUAAUAUAGAUGAGAAGAAUUGGGGUAUGGUUGGACAGCGCGUAUAUGAUAUACUGAAGAACUAUCCCCGCUUACGAUUAACUCAUGGGCGAAAGGUUUUAGAGGUCCGUCCGGUGAUUGACUGGGAUAAGGGAAAAGCUGUCACAUUUUUGCUUGAGUCACUUGGACUUAACGACAGUGAUGAUGUGCUAGCUAUAUAUGUUGGAGAUGAUCGGACAGAUGAAGAUGCAUUUAAGGUUUUGAGAGAAGCUUAUAAAGGUUGUGGCAUAUUAGUGUCCUCUGCCCCAAAGGAAAGCAACGCAUUUUACUCUCUUCAUGAUACUUCAGAGGUUAUGGAAUUCCUCAAAUCACUCGCGGCAUGGAAAUCAAGCUCGUUAAAUAGCUUUGUAUAACAGAUAGAGGAGAAUAUACUCCACUAUACUAUAUAAUUAUCAAGGAAUAAGGAGGUCUCUAUUUUUGGAUUUGUAGGUGACAUUUCAAGAGGUCUGCUGGAGCAGAUUUAGGCUCAAAUGGCCUUUUGCGACGGCAGUGACAUUUUUAUUACCAGUUGUUUUGCUCAAAGCUGUGUACGUGGUAGAUGUAAAUUCCUUGCUCAUAAUCAUAUGGUUGUCAGAAAGAUUAAGGAAGAUAUGCUCAGAGGUUUUUUUUUUUUUUUUGCAGUGAAAAUGUUUAUUGUAUUUAGUUCACAUUCUUUCUUCAGUUUUGGUUACAGGUCCUUCCCAGCUAAUUGGGGGACAUUCUUUUUAUUUUUUCAUUAAGAGAGAAUUUUCAGUUAAUUUUUUUAAUAUGUAAGUUGGAAUUGGAUAUCAUUAUUUACAUUACCUAUUUUAUAACAGUCAGAUCAUCAUUACAUGCUUGA
Lotus japonicus is the source of this 2011-nucleotide messenger RNA. RefSeq names its product trehalose-phosphate phosphatase A-like. The record is from RefSeq and is a predicted model, not a curated record. The transcript has 13 exons. NCBI's taxonomy places the organism in Eukaryota, Viridiplantae, Streptophyta, Magnoliopsida, Fabales, Fabaceae. Gene Ontology annotation, biological process: trehalose biosynthetic process. Gene Ontology annotation, molecular function: trehalose-phosphatase activity. The coding region runs from base 369 to 1544 and encodes 391 amino acids.